This is a messenger RNA of Leptosomus discolor (cuckoo roller), 2894 nucleotides long. NCBI's taxonomy places the organism in Eukaryota, Metazoa, Chordata, Aves, Leptosomiformes, Leptosomidae. The record is from RefSeq and is a predicted model, not a curated record.
AGACUUUGAUUCUCUCUCCAAGGAUGACGUCUAUGAGAAUAACCGCUUGGCCUUUGAAUUGGCAGAGCGGGAGCUGGGCAUCCCAGCCCUGCUAGAUCCCAAUGACAUGGUCUCCAUGAAAGUCCCCGACUGCCUCAGCAUCAUGACUUACGUGUCUCAGUAUUACAACCAUUUCAACAACCCCAGCCAAGCCAGAGUCCCUCCACCUAUGAAGCGCCCGGCCGCUGCCUCUUCGCCUCCUCUGCUGUCCCACAAGAAGCCCCCGCGGGCUGGGGAGCCCCUCGUGGCCCCCAUCCUGAGCUCCCCAUGCGUUGUGUCUCAGGACGAUGCCCCUUCGGACCAUUCGGAGCGGUCCCAGCGCACCACGCUCAGCAGUACCUGCGCGGCCUGCCAGCAGCAUGUCCAUCUGGUCCAACGCUACCUGGCUGAGGGCAAGCUCUACCACCGCCAGUGCUUUAGGUGUAAGGAGUGCUCCAGCACGCUGCUCCCAGGGUCUUACAAGCCUGGGUCAGAGGCGGGGACUUUCGUCUGCACGCAGCAUCGUGGCAAAUUGGCCAUGAGUGGGAAGGCAGAGAGGAGGCCCAGCCCAGACCGACGGUCGCCAGAGCUAAGAACUGAAACUGAGGCUGGCGGCGUGGGUGAGGGUGCCCUUCCCGCAGGAGCAGAGGUGGGGAAGGACGAUGGUGACUCCCUGGAGAGCGUGGCAGAGACCCAUAUGCCUGCAGAGGGGCUAGGUGGCCCAGCGGAGAAGGACAGCACAUCCAGCAAAGCAGAGACAGUGAUGCCCCUUGCUCACGCAGGCAGCGGGGCGUCCAUCUCCCCAACUCCUCCCAGACCUCCACUUCCCAGCAAGCCUGCAGGGCUCACCCAGGACAAAGCCAGCUCGGUGGACGGACAGCUCAGAGACAUGCGGCCCACCCCCGCCCCGAGGAGGUCCACCGAUGCAUCAGCCCUCUCCCCUCCGACCUCUCACCCUGUCCCCCGGCCCAGGUCCACCCUCCAGGGCGAGAACAGCGAGUGUGGGCCUGGCAUGGUGAACGGGUACCUGAACCCAGCCCCCCUGUCCCAAAACCCCGAGGGAGACCCUGCUCCUCUGAUCGGGUCUUUGUCUUUUACGGUUUGUAAAGAGUCUGGGGGCUUCAGAAAGGCGUUUCUGACUGGAGCUGCUGCGAGAGCCAAGGACCCGCCAUGGAUGGCCUUAGUGCAAGCAGAGCCCAAGAAGAAGCCAGCUCCCCCUCCUCCCCCAGGCAGUAGCCACGAGACAUUGAGUAGGACUUCAGAGGAGGAGGAUGGGGAGGAGGCGGGGAAAGCCAGGAGCGAGGAGAGUAGGUCUGAUGCCACAGAGCCCAAACCGUACAACCCCUUUGAGGAGGAGGAUGAGGAGGAAGAGGAGAGUGCUGCUGCCCAAAAGAGCACGCCUGAGCAGGAGCAGAGCGAGACUGCUGCCAAGCCUCUCCACCCCUGGUACGGCAUCACUCCCACCAGCAGCCCAAAGGCGAAGAAGCGGCCAGCUCCGCGAGCCCCCAGUGCUUCCCCGCUAGCCCACCACCCCAUCUCCAGGCUGUCACACUCUGAGCCAUCAUCCUCUACCCCAUCUCCAGCCCUCAGCCUCGAGAGCAUCAACUCUGAGAGUUCAGCCAAGGUGCUGGGUGACACCGACGAGGCCUCAGUGCCCAAAAGCUCCUCCGAACCCACUGUCCACACGCCGACGGCCACCAAGAUCUCUAGCACCGACACGCCGCUGGCCAGCAUCUCCUCCAGCGAAAGCCCUGCUGCCCCAGCCAGCCUCUCAACCAACUCCUCCUUCUCCUCCUCCAGCGAGCUGGCCAGCUUCAGCGGGGAGGCGCAGCCCAAGCCUCCUGCUGGGGCUAGCCCUACACCCAUCCUUUUGGUUUCAGAUGGGGGUGCUGGGAGCUCUAAGACACCCUCCUCGCCCAAGCCACAGCUGAAGUCUUCCUGCAAAGAGAACCCCUUCAACCGGAAGCCAUCGCCUGCUGCCUCCCCCUCCGCAAAGAAACCUCCCAAGGGCUCCAAGCCAGUGCGUCCUCCUGCACCAGGUCACGGCUUCCCGCUGAUCAAACGCAAGGUGCAGACAGAUCAGUACAUCCCUGAGGAAGACAUCUAUGGAGAGAUGGAUGCCAUCGAGCACCAGCUGGACCAGCUGGAGCACCGUGGGGUGGCCUUGGAGGAAAAACUUCGUAGUGCUGAGAAUGACAGCCCUGAGGACAGCCUCCUGGUGGACUGGUUCAAACUCAUCCACGAGAAGCACAUGCUGGUGCGCCACGAAUCGGAGCUCAUCUACAUCUUCAAGCAGCAGAACCUGGAGCAGCGGCAGUCGGAUGUGGAGUAUGAACUGCGUUGCCUCCUCAACAAGCCAGAGAAGGACUGGACCGACGAGGACCGAGCAAGGGAGAAGGUGCUGAUGCAGGAGCUGGUGACCAUCAUUGAACAGAGGAACGCCAUUGUGAACUGCUUGGACGAGGACCGGCAGAGAGAAGAGGAGGAGGAUAAAAUGUUGGAAGCCAUGAUUAAAAGGAAAGAAUUCCACAAGGAGACGGAGACCGAGAGCAAGAAGAAAGGCAAAUUCAAGCCCAUGAAGGUGCUUAAGCUGCUGGGCAACAAGCACGACUCCAAGAGCAAGUCGCCCAAGGAGAAAAGCUAGAGCAGGGGAACACCAGGAGUGGGAGGGACGUGCUGCCCGACUGCCCUGGCCUCUCCGCAGCUGGCUGGGAUGCCUGCCAGGGAAGGGAGCUUGUCUCCCUCCACUCACCUCGCCUCUCCCCCUGCUCCCUCCCCAGGCACCGGAGCUGCUGCCCCAGGGAGAUGCCAGCCCUCUGCUUGGAGCAGGGGAGUCUGACCAAAGCACUCCCCUUCCCAAGGCUGCGGAGGAGCCU